CAACAUGCGCUACAUCGCAACACAGGGGCCCAAGAAUGCUAAAGUGUGCACCAUUGCAGACUUCUGGAGGAUGGUGAUGGAGCAGCAAAUUAAUGUCAUCAUUAUGGUGGCCAAUUUUGUUGAGAAUGGCAAGAGGAAGGUUGGGGAAUACUAUACUCCUGGACAGACAUUGAACUUCAGUGGCCUUGAGGUGGUGGUGGACAACCAGGAGCACCUGCCUCAUUUCACUGUGUCAUCCAUCUCAGUGAGUUAG
Messenger RNA from Eriocheir sinensis (Chinese mitten crab), 253 nucleotides. Its product is annotated as tyrosine-protein phosphatase non-receptor type 18-like. The transcript has 2 exons. Gene Ontology annotation, molecular function: protein tyrosine phosphatase activity. Lineage: Eukaryota; Metazoa; Arthropoda; Malacostraca; Decapoda; Varunidae. The coding region runs from base 5 to 253 and encodes 82 amino acids. The record is from RefSeq and is a predicted model, not a curated record. Gene Ontology annotation, biological process: protein dephosphorylation.